AUGAGCUGUAAAUGCAUUUAUAAGUGCAAAGAAACUUUGCGUCAUGAAAAUCGAGUUGCAGUAUUCGAUAAAUACUGGAAACUGGGCAAUUUGCAAGCACAGAGAAACUUCUUGGCUGGACUGAUCACUAAAGUCGAUAAGAAGCGUAUGGUUGUAAAUGCUAAGGUGAAUCGCAAAUUCAACAUCCAUUACUUUCUUCCUAAGAUCGAUAGUUCACGUGUUCAAGUUUGCAAAUCAACAUUUCUCGCUACACUUGAUGAAUCCGGUCGCAAGAUAAGAACAAUCAUACGCAAGCAACAUUCGGGAUUGUGUUCACCAGAUAAGAGAGCCAGCAAUGCUUAUCGUAUCCCAGCUGAUAUUUUGCAAAAAAUUCAUACUCAUAUCCAAUCCUUUCCUUGCGUACCAAGUCACUAUACUCGUGCCAACAGCAAACGCCAAUACCUCGAGCCUCAUCUGUCAGUUAAGAAAAUGUACGUUGAUUUUACUGAAUCUCUUCCUGAAGAUGUCAAACCCUGCAGCCUUCAGACAUAUCGCAACAUUUUCAACACCGAAUACAACCUUGGCUUUCAUCAUCCAAAAAAAGAUCGAUGUGACUUCUGCGCCAAAUAUGAAGAGUAUCCUGUAGGAACAGAAAAAGAUAAUAUGACUCCUGAAUAUGACGCCCACAUUAUCGCAAAAAAUCAAGCAAGACUGAAAAUGCUUGAAGAUAGUAAUAAGUCUAAAAAUGAUAGGAUGUUCAAGUGUUUCACAUUUGACCUACAGCAAGUUCUUCUGGCCCCAUAUUUCAAUGUCAAAAGCUUCUACUACAAAAGAAAGCUGUGUGUCUACAAUUUGACGAUUUACGAUCAUGGCGCAGGUAAAGGCUACUGCUACGUUUGGGACGAAACAAUUGCACAACGUGGUAGCUGCGAUAUUGCUUCAUGUAUCGUUCAACAUAUCAAUACUCAAUGUUCUGAAGCUGAGCACAUUUCUCUCUACAGUGAUGGUUGCGGCGGCCAGAAUAAGAAUCGUUUCGUAUUCACUGCUUUGCUACAUACUAUGCGAAAAUUCUCAAAUCUAAAAUCAAUCGAAAUAACGUUCUUAGUCUCUGGUCAUACCCAAAUGGUUUGCGAUUCAGUGCAUGGGACUAUCGAAAUGGCAAAAAAGGGGCAAAAAAUCUAUGUUCCACAGGAUUGGCUUCAGGUGAUCGAAAAGGCUAAAGUUCAUGGAAUUCGAUACGAUGCUGUCCCUAUGAAUCAGAAAUCCUUCAUUGAUUUCAAAGCAGUGAAUGAAAAGCUAUUCGACAUGAAACUCAAUUCAAAGACUGUUGAUGGCAAUAAGGUCAAAUGGAGCAAGAUUGUUUCAUGUCGAUUCGAAAAAGGUUCAGAGAAUCAACUGAAAAUUAAAUAUGGAUAUGAUGAUGAGGAAUAUGCCAUUGUCAAACUGGGCAAAACAGCAACCGAUGUUGAAAUUGCUCAAGAGUUACCUCAACUCUAUUCUUCAAUUUUGCCAAUUUCUUUAGCGAAAAAGAAAGAUUUGAUCACUAUUUCAAAUGCUGUCACCUUCCCAGACACAGCAAGACAAUAUUACCAGAAUCUUGAGGUCAAUCGAGGAAAAAGUAGGGGUUCAGAUGAAUCAUUUCCUGUGCGACAUGAUCAGUCAGCUCAUGAUGCAGACGCUGAUGAAGAUCAGGAAAUGAACUUGGAAUCGCCUCCAGGUCUAGAAGAUACUUACUCCAAAUCGGGUGAAAAAAAAGAACAACCGUCCAAGAAGAGAAACUCGAAGCGCGAGAAAGUAAAGCGGAUUAUAAAAUUGUGA
Messenger RNA from Phaedon cochleariae (mustard beetle), 1797 nucleotides. The record is from the annotation of a GenBank genome assembly. NCBI's taxonomy places the organism in Eukaryota, Metazoa, Arthropoda, Insecta, Coleoptera, Chrysomelidae.